UAUCUUUAAUUUAUUUCCGAAGCUGGACGGUGGAUUCAAUUGUCAAAAGUCCGUAUUUUUGAGCGGGACGCACGCACCAUGCACAUAGCGGACAUAGCUGUCUUUCUGUUUGUAGUAGUGAUCAUCGUUGUCUCGUUGCUGUCCAACGUGGUGGUGGUAAUCUGCUUUCUGUACAACCCGGAGAUUCGAAAGCAGGUUCCCGGGUUGUUUAUACUCAACCUUACCUUCUGCAACCUCUUUCUUACCGUUUCUACCAUGCCUCUAACUCUGGUCGGACUUAUCAACAAAGGAAACCCUGGAAGCAGCGGGUUCUGUCAAACUGUGGGUUUCCUGGACACUUUCCUCACCACGAACUCAAUGCUCAGUAUGGGGGCUUUGAGCAUCGAUAGAUGGGUGGCGGUGGUUUUUCCGCUAAGCUACCACUCCAGAAUACGACACCGGGACGCAGUGAUAGCUCUGGCAUACACGUGGAUCCACUCGCUCUCCUUCUCCACGGUGGCCACCUGCCUCUCCUGGGUUGGGUACCAUCACCUUUACGCAUCCUGUACGCUCUGCAAUGCGAGAGCAAGUGACACUAAGACGCAGUUCAUCAUCUACACUGUGGUUUUACACUCGCUCACUUUUCUCAUGACCUUGAUUGUGUUGUGUGUAACGUACCUGAAAGUGCUGAAAGUUGCGCGUUUUCACUGUAAACGCAUCGACGUGAUCACUAUGCAGACCUUAUUGCUGCUUGUGGAUAUUCACCCGAGUGUGCGCCAGCGAUGCCUGGAUGAGCAGAGACAGCGGAGGCAGAGAGCCACCAAGAAGAUCAGCACAUUCAUUGGAACGUUUGUGGUGUGCUUUGCCCCCUACGUCAUUACGAGAAUUGUGGAGCUCUCCACCCCAGGACACAUAAGCCCUCAUUGGGGUGUCCUGUCCAAGUGUUUGGCCUACAGCAAGGCAGCCUGCGACCCUUUUGUCUACUCACUGCUCCGGAACCAGUACAGGAAGACAUGCAGUGACCUGGCCAACAAGAUCCUGAAGAGGAGCUCCUUUAACUCCUCCGUCCGCAGGGUGGAGAAUGGCAGGGCUACCGAUACCAACAACACCAAACCCACCCAGUGAAGGGCCUUGCUAUUGCCUGACUAUGGCAAGAUGGAGACAUUGAGGUACCUACAUACUGUACCUAAGUACUGAGUCAUGGUUGGAGAGUGGAGAGGGUUGAACAGACCUUAGAAGAGAUUGCUGAUACGUAUCGAUUUCGUACUUUUGCGAUGUUGAGUGUGGUUAAGUGUUGCUCUGCUGUCUCAUGGUGUGACAUGAGUGAGAAAAUGUGACAAGUCAUUAAAUGGGAAGAUAUGACAGAGAGUCAUGUGGGUCAUGAAUUACUGUUGCUAAGGGAGUGAGUCACUUGUAGUUCAUUUAAGUAUGUUAAUUAGUGUAACAUGUUUUCAUUCCAACUGAGUGGUUUUGACAGAGGGAUGUCAAGUUGUACCACAUAUUACUUUAGAUAAGACAAGUUAGAUUUUGACGUAUGUUGUUAGUCUAGUAACACCACCAGGAUUCACUAUUCAUGAUGGUUUUUAUUGUAACAUUUCAUUACAACCCGCCCUCAUAUUUUAUAACAUUGUUUAGUUGAUUGCAGUGCUUGACUCAACUGUUCUAUUGCUUGAGUUCCUGCACCUCUUAUAGAAUAUACAGAAUAUUAGCUCAAAAGUAUUGUGGAGUGCCUGCACCAUAUAAACAGUACCGGAACCCCAAAUGAGUACCAGCACCUAUUUAUGUCCAAGU
Oncorhynchus nerka (sockeye salmon) is the source of this 1770-nucleotide messenger RNA. Its product is annotated as G-protein coupled receptor 26-like. The transcript has 3 exons. The record is from RefSeq and is a predicted model, not a curated record. NCBI's taxonomy places the organism in Eukaryota, Metazoa, Chordata, Actinopteri, Salmoniformes, Salmonidae. Gene Ontology annotation, molecular function: G protein-coupled receptor activity. Gene Ontology annotation, biological process: adenylate cyclase-activating G protein-coupled receptor signaling pathway. Gene Ontology annotation, cellular component: membrane. Bases 79 to 1104 code for a protein of 341 amino acids.